Molecule: messenger RNA, 1579 nt
Organism: Somion occarium
Lineage: Eukaryota; Fungi; Basidiomycota; Agaricomycetes; Polyporales; Cerrenaceae
Source: the annotation of a GenBank genome assembly
GGCGAUCCUCGGCAGGACUUUGAAGUUUAAGAGACUUGACCUCUUGCCACUUACUUCCACUCCUUACAUCUAUCCUCCUCCUGACCUGUUCUAUGCCCCCUGCGCAUGUCAUGAAACUUCAUUCAUUGAAUGUUUCCAAGACUAUACUCUCAAAGCAGACUUUCUCCUCGAAGAAUGCCAGAUUGCGAUAUUUGUCAACUUCAGCACUCCCCCGUCCCUUCCGUUUCCACGUCGGAGCGAGUUGGGCGGGAAAACAACCUGAUACACAGCAGAGACGAGUCAAGACCUUGCCUUUCCCCAAGGAUAGCGAGAUAGGAGCAUGGCGCGACCAAACGCUGUCUCGACCCAAAGCUAGCAGUUCAGGCAGACACAUCGGGGAGGACUUCUUUUAUGUGCAAGACUUUGACAUGUCAUAAGAUGCGCAAACAGUCGGGUGUCUCCCUUGGAAUCGCUGACGGAGUUGGUGGCUGGGUCGAUGCCGGAGUUGACCCGUCGUUAUUUUCGCAAGCACUUAUGUACCAUGCACAUCGUUAUGCUAAAGUGUCAUGGCCUGGUGAGCCCGAAACCGACCCAAAUCUGGACUACGAAGAACGUGAGCAAGUGGACGGUUGGGAGUUGACUCCGCAAGAGUGUAUGGAGCUUGCACAUGGACAGGUCCUAAGAGAGCAUUUUGUAAAAGCUGGUUCUAGCACAGCCUGUAUUGUGAACCUAAACGCAGCGAACGGUAUCCUGCGGUCAGCAAACCUUGGUGAUAGCGGUUUCUGUAUAAUUCGGUCUUCCAACGUGAUUUACAACCAGGCACCCCAGACCCAUUUCUUCAAUUGCCCAAAACAAUUGACAAAAUUACCUUCAACAGGGUUCACGCGAGGGUUGCAUGAUACUGCGCAGGACGCUGAUUUAUACGAGACAAAUGUAGUAGACGGAGAUAUAAUCGUUCUCUAUACUGACGGCUUCUCGGAUAAUGUCUUCCCGUCUGAGACUGCAGCAAUAUGUUCACUAAUUUCCCGACAAUUUACGCCACCCCCUGCCCCGAAAGAGCUUGAUGCAGAUGCUGAGGACCCUCCGGAGCCUCAGGAAGAUGCUCAAGUACAAGUCAUGGCUGAUCGGCUAGUUGAUUAUGCCCAGAUGUGCAUGGUGAACAAAAAGCGGGUUAGCCCAUUCGAGCGAGCAGCCGCUCGUGAAGGCUUGUUCUACCGUGGUGGGAAGAUGGACGACGUGACCGUCGUGGUCGCAUUGGUUUGUGAGACACAAUGAUCGUCGGACUUUACACCAUUUUAUAGAUUUUCGGACUUCUUUCUGGCACUGUAUGUACACCCUCGCACACACACGUUCUUUAUCUAAUUCCUCCUGCUUGUGGAAUAGGCCUAUGAUCUACGCAUUGCAUACCAUUAGAACACUUAUUGCACACCAUUUGUAUUCGCUUCGUACACAAUACCCCAUAUCGAGUUAUCUAUUCAUCACAUGCAGGUAUGCAUAGUCGUAUUCUACAUUCAGUUAGCACUGCUUGCUACCCCUAAUCGAUGGCUCAUUGUGGACAAUUCAAUACAACCAAGCAGAAUUUGGAUAUCUUCUGAUAUGG